Messenger RNA from Centruroides sculpturatus (bark scorpion), 1848 nucleotides. RefSeq lists its product as uncharacterized. The record is from RefSeq and is a predicted model, not a curated record. Bases 1 to 1848 code for a protein of 615 amino acids. The transcript has a single exon. Lineage: Eukaryota; Metazoa; Arthropoda; Arachnida; Scorpiones; Buthidae.
AUGCUGUUAGGUGUGUGCCAGGGCUGCCCCAUCAGCCCACUUCUUUUUAUUCUUACAGUUGAGCCUGCCCUCCGUCGACUCCAAGCCUUGAAGAAAGGAUACACCAUCCACGGCCACACUGUCGACGCCUUGGCCUACGCCGACGACGUUGCGUUGGUCAGCAGCAGCAGCCAGGGGCUCCAAGCUCAGCUGGACUCCAUCGCCGCAUGGGCGAAAUGGGCAAACAUCAAAUUCAAUCACGCAAAAUGCGGCACACUUGCCGUAUUAGGUAAGCUUCAUUCCGUAGGUACCAACACCUUCUCCCUUGACCAAGCCGACCUCCCGAGGCUCGGCAACGACGAUGCCUACAAGCAUCUCGGGGUCCCCACCGGAUUCUCGAGAUGCGACACGGAAGCAUCCACCACCGAGGGCGUAGUUCGUGAUAUGUACAAGCUUGACUCAUCCCACCUAGCACCCUGGCAAAAACUCGACGCACUAAACACCUUCGUCAUGCCACGGCUGUCUUUUUGUCUCACUGCAGGAACCACACCAAAAAAGACACUCGACAAGAUCGACAGAGUCCUCAAGCGCCUGGUUAAAAGAUGGCUCAGCGUACCACAACGGGCCAGCGCUGAGAUUGUCUACUUGGCCUACAAACAAGGAGGCGCUAAUGUCACCCCGUCAAGCCUUCUCUCCGACAUCUCGCAGGUGUGUCACGCAAUGCAUCUUUUUAUCUCCAGGGACGAGAAUAUCAUCAACGUAUCACUUGGCGCUCUGCGCGACGUGGUCUCUUCCAGAAUUAAACGUACCCCGACCAUCGACGACAUCUGCCAAUACCUCGACGGGUCCAUGGAUGGCGACCUAGGAAAUCCAUCGAAGGACAUUACAUCGACAUGGACUCGCCUGAGGAUGGCUACAAGACGUCUGAAAAAGAAGAUCGACAUCAGCUGGACGAACGGGCCCGGAAACGUCCCCACCAUCGCCAUAGACAACAACUGCCUACGGGUAAGAGGCUGCCAACACGUACUUGACAGACUCCUGAAGUUCCACCACCUGCAGCGAUUGACGGCGAAGCCAGAUCAAGUUAAGGCCUUCAAGAUCACGGCCUCGAGUGAAGUGAGCAAUCACUUCCUCAGCAGUGGCCAGUACACCCGCUUCUCGGACUGGCGCUUCAUUCACCGCGCCAGGCUGAGUGUGGUUGCUCUACGCGGCCACAAGCGCUUCGGGAACGAGACCAAAUCAUGCCGCCGAUGCGGAUUUGCUCGUGAAACGCUUUCCCACGUACUGUGCCACUGCCCACCUAACUUUCGCCUUAUAACACAGCGCCACAACGCCGUAGUGAACCGGCUGGUGAAAGCCUUCCAGCCAAGAGGUGCCACCGUACUAGUGAAUCAGCGGGUUCCUGGAUACCACGAAAAUUGCAGGCCGGACCUGGUUAUCCUGCACGAGGAAUCGAAAUCUGCAACGGUAAUAGAUGUCACAACCCCUUUUGAAAACGAUCGACCGGCCUUCGACGCUGCGAGGGAAGAAAAAGAACGCAAAUACUACAACCUCGUUCAACAUCUUCGCAGCCGGGGCUACGACACAUUCUUCGGGGCGUUCAUAAUUGGUGCGCUCGGAGGUUAUGACCAUCAAAAUGAAUCCAUCCUUCAUCGCCUCAACAUCGGCCGUCGUUACGCUAACAUGAUGAAACGACUGAUGGUUAGCGACGCCAUAAGGUGGAGCAAUGACAUAUACCGGCAGCACUUGGGAGAUUGCUCACGCCGCCCACCUCCACUGGACUCUAACCGACGCAGCAACCAAGCCCGACCAACACACACCACAUCGACUACCCAACCUUUGUCUAACCAGGUAAAUGUACCUCUGUAA